Molecule: messenger RNA, 3237 nt
Organism: Salvia hispanica
Lineage: Eukaryota; Viridiplantae; Streptophyta; Magnoliopsida; Lamiales; Lamiaceae
Product: DNA-directed RNA polymerase subunit beta, putative (DUF630 and DUF632)
Source: RefSeq, a predicted model, not a curated record
CACACCGACGUUCAUCCUCUUCUUCACAGUCUCUCUCUCUUUCUUCACCUCCUUCUCUUUCUCUCUCUCUCUCUACUCUGCCGCUAUCCGACGACAAUCUCUCUGCUGGCAAAACCAAGAAAGAAAUUAAAUUAUUAAGCUAAUGAAGAAAAGAUUCCUUCCCUUUCCCCUUUUCCCCCAACCCUAAAUUUCUCCCUAUGCUUUAAUCAAAAUCACCUGGUUUUACCUCCAAUUUCUCCUUUUUUUUACUCCCAAAUCCAUGGGCUGCGCCACCUCCAAGCCCGACGAUUCUCCCGCGGUGCUUCUAUGCCGGGAGCGCUGCACCUUCCUCGACGAAGCCGUACGGCAGCGUUUCGCCUUCGCCGAGGCUCACAUGGCCUAUCUCCACUCCCUCAAGGAGGUCGGCGGCUCUCUCGACCGCUUCUUCAGCCAGGAUCCCGACGCCUCCUUCCACUCCCCGCCCUCGCCCGUUCUCAACCUCCCGGCGCACAGAAAGGGGGAUUCUCCCUCCGCCUCGCCGCCGGAUAAAAUUCACCACCACCUCCCUUCCCGCUCCGACUCCGGCUCCCAUCUCCACUUCCAUUCCGACGAUUCGGAGGACGAAGACGACGACGGCGGCGGAGGCUCCGACCUGGACUCGCUGCAUCAUCACCAUGACGUCAUCUCGCCGCCGCACCAGCAGCUCCCCUACGGCAGCAGAGGCUAUUUCCCGGGCUAUGAGAAUCUCAAUCUGAAUAUCCCCAACGGCGGCGGCGGCUUUAUGAAUGUGAAUUACAUGAAGAAGCAUACGGCGCCGUCUGUGGUGUACACGCAGCGGCCGAUGAAUCCGGAAACUAUGUAUAUGGGUGAAUCUUCUUCCUCAUACUAUCCCAAUCCUAGUUAUUCCAUCAAUCAGAACGCAAACACUGCUUAUCCUAUGUAUAAUUACAAUAAUGGCUAUUCCAAUUACGGCGGCGGAGGUGGUUAUUUUGACGGUUCUUCGCCGCCGGCGCCCUACGGAGGCGGCGGAUAUUCGUCGCAGCAGUCGGUGGCUUCGACUUCUAAAGCGCCCCCGGCGCCCCCUUCACCGCCGAGCUCAUCUGCUUGGGAUUUCUUGAACCCUUUUGAGAGCUAUGACAAGUUUUAUCCGCCUUACACUCCCAGCCGCGACUCGAGGGAGGUGAGGGAAGAGGAGGGGAUUCCGGAUUUGGAAGAUGAGGAAGAUGAGGUUGUGAAAGAAGUUCACGGCGAUCAGAAAUAUGCGGAUAGCGGGAGGAGCAGUUACUCCAAGCCAGGGGCAUCGGAGGAAGAAGGAAGAGGUGUGAAUGAAGCGGAAUUGCAUUACAGAGCGAGGCCUAGUGUUGGUAUGGAGAGUGAUGCGGUCGAGUAUGAGGUGCAUAUGGUGGAUAAGAAGGUUGUUGAUGCCGAAGAGAGGGCGAAAGAUCGGGGCAAUGCUGCUGGGUUUAAGCCGCGUGGAUUCAAAGGGGAUUCGGAAGUUUUGAAGGAGAUCCAAGCCCAGUUUGAGCGGGCUUCGGAAUCUGGGAAUGAGCUAGCAAAAUUUCUUGAAGUUGGGAAGCUUCCGUAUAAGCGGAAACAUGGUGGCAAUCAUGUCUCUUCCAAGAUACUGCAUCUGCCAAUGGUUUCUUCGCAACCUUCGACGUCGCAAAGCUCUGAUAGUGCCGAUCCUGCUCUUUUGGAGAUCAAUCAAGAACUGGAGCUUCGGUCCAAAAACCUUUCUUCUACUUUACAUAAGCUCUAUCUUUGGGAGAAAAAACUGUAUGAAGAAGUUAAGGUUGAGGAAAGAAUGAGGCUUCUUCAUGAGCAGAAAUCUAAAAAACUGAAGCGUUUGGAUGAAAAAGGUGCCGAGACUCACAAAAUUGAUGUGACGAGGAAGUUGGUUAGAGAUCUAUCCACAAAAAUCAGGAUUGCAAUUCAGGUCGUUGAUAAGAUCUCAGUGAAGAUAAAUACCGUGAGGGAUGAGGAAUUGUGGCCACAGCUAAAUGAAUUCAUUCAAGGGUUGACUAGAAUGUGGAAGUCGAUGCUCGAGUGUCAUCAUAGUCAAUGUCAAGCAAUUGGAGAAGCCAAGCGAUUAGAUGCCAUUGCAUUUCGAAAGCACUUUAGUGAUACUCAUUUUGAAGCCACUAAACAGCUUCAACAUGACGUAAUUAAUUGGACUCUAAGGUUCUCUUAUUGGGUAACUGCACAAAAGGGUUUUGUCCGAGCAUUGAAUAACUGGCUUAUGAAGUGUCUCCUCUAUGUUCCUGAAGAAACGGCUGAUGGGGUAGUCCCAUUCUCUCCCGGUAGGAUUGGCGCCCCUCCAGUGUUCGUGGUCUGCAAUCAAUGGUGGCAGUCUUUGGAAAGAAUUUCUGAAACAGAAGUGAUUGGUUCCAUGCGAGACUUUGCCUCGACAGUCCUUCACCUAUGGGACCAGGAUAAGGCAGAAAUGCGUCAGAGGAUGUUGGCGAACAAGGACGAUAGGAAGGUUAAGAGCCUCGAUAAAGAGGAUCAGAAGAUACAAAAGGAGAUUCAGGCUUUAGAAAAAAGGAUGGUGGUAAUGUCCGCAGAUGACAACGGUAUGCCACUAGCUGGACAUGCCGUAUAUCAAAGCGAGACUACUAAAGGAGGGAGUCUGCAGGCAAGUCUGCAGCAUGUACUUGAGGCAAUGGAGAGGUUCACUGGCAACUCUCUUAAGGUCUAUGAAGAGAUACUGCAAAGAAUCGAGGAGGACCAUCUGGCCCGGGAGCAGGAAAAGGUUUCUUAAUGUGGCUGAUUUUUCUGAUUAAUGACCAUCCAUGGAGAGAGAUGAAUGGGAUUGGGAGGUAUUUUCAAAUUUUCUUUCUUUUCCGUUGGCCUUCUUCUUCUCUUUAUGUCAUCAAGUUUGAGGGAGGAUUGCAUAAGAGCCCGCUGCUAUUACAUUUUGAUGAUUGAUUAUUGCAACGAAGGAGAGUAAAGGGCAAUGCAGACGAGUGCUCAUCUUGCUGUGGAAUGAUCUCAAGUGCGUUGUCGUAUUGAUUGACACUGGGUUGCUGGAUGGGUAUGAUGCAGUCAUCUCUCGGUGAAUGGAGAGGGCAACACAGCGUGAUUGGGGAAGAGAAGCCUUACUUUUCUGGGCUUUGUAUUCCCGUUGGCAUAUAUGCAGCAGGAGGCAUGUACAAACAGUAGGUUGCAUGUAUUAGUAGUUUUGUCAUCCAUAUUUUGUACAGGAAUUCUUUACCUAUUUAUCUUUUAUUAUUCAAACUCUGAUCUUGAUGAGCAAAA